Messenger RNA from Ilex paraguariensis (yerba mate), 1375 nucleotides. The record is from the annotation of a GenBank genome assembly. Lineage: Eukaryota; Viridiplantae; Streptophyta; Magnoliopsida; Aquifoliales; Aquifoliaceae.
UGUGUUCUUUGUGUAGGUGGGCGUAAGUUUGAGUGAAAUCAGAGGGGUUGGGAGGUGGUUGUGCGCAGAGAUGAUGACAAAAGGAAGUGGGAGGAAGAGAACUACCUGUGAGCUCGGUGCUCUGGCAUAGAGGUGGCGGCGCUGGUGCUAUGCAGGUGGCGAGGCAGUUGGGAUUCGAGAGAUGGGUGAAGGGAAGAGAGAGAGAGAGAGCUGGGAUACAGAGACGCAUGAGGGAGUAGAUACAUAAGAGAGAGAGAGAGAGAGAGAGAGAGAGAGUGUCUGAUUGAUAGGUUAGGGGAGGGGUGCAGCCUUACAUGUGUGAUUGGCGGAGGAGGAAAGUGAUAAGGCUGGGCAGGAUUUUUGAGCGUUUUCGUGGGCGUGGAAAUUUUUUGAAGAUUGAUUUUAGAUGGUUGGAAUUAACUUGAGUUAAUAACGAUUGUUCAUGUGCUUAAUGGGGAUAUAUUUUUAACUUACAUCCUCUUAUUAGUUAGAUGUUUUGGCUACCUGCAGGUUACUUAAGGUCUGUUCCUCUCGUAAUGCUCGUCUACGAGUUGGUAUUUCCCAAAAACCUUUAAAUUUUGUAAACUAUCACUACCAUAGCCUACUUGGGUUGCCGGUCCACCUCCUUCCUUGACUCCAGUUCCAGCACCUUUCAUGGGUUUCCAUUCCAUUCUUUGAAUAGAUCUCUAGCUUUUAGUGUGCAGAUUUAUUCCAAGUUCAGAAUCUCAAGUUGGGCUUAGCCAAUACACUCUACUAGAUCCUGCCUGAGCAUGGGUCUUUCACCAAUGAAUAGGCAUUCAUGCCUUAAUAGGAUUUCUUGUUUCUUCUUAUUUAUUAUCAUGUCUGUUACAUGUGUAUUUUAAUAUCUUUGUUAUGUUUCUCAUUCUUCUAGACAAUUUUUCAGAUAAAUACCCAGAUGGCAAAUGGUGACAAGACAUCCUUGAGGAAAGCAGUUACAGAGAAUAUGUACUCUGCUCUGAAGAACGAAAUUAAGCAAAGAGAAUCCAUGUGGAGUAUGGUUUACUGGGAACUAGUAGAACCAGUUGUUAAAAUACGAACAUUGCGAGCUCGACUGAUUGGCAUAGAUCAAAAUGAUCUCAGUAAAGUUUUCAUACAGCUUACACUUGAAUUUUUGACAAGACAGUUAUGAUUACCUAGCCUGUUUGUGAAUACAUCGCUUGUGACCUGUCCCCAUGGUACAGUUGAGUAUCUUUGCUUACCAUUAAUCCGAGGCUUGCUGUCUGCAGCAGCCUUAGCCGCUGCCAUGUGUCAAGCUUCCCUAGACUUCUGGCUUUUUAUAAUGAAGUAACCAUGACUUGGGGGAAGAACAUGCUGUGACGGCCAUCCAUAAAAGGUUGAAAAUUUUGUGAAUGAG